Messenger RNA from Paramuricea clavata, 6448 nucleotides. The record is from the annotation of a GenBank genome assembly. Lineage: Eukaryota; Metazoa; Cnidaria; Anthozoa; Malacalcyonacea; Plexauridae.
AUGCUUGAUUUUGUAAAAGAAAUGCACCAAUGUGUAGAGGACGACAGGCACGCAGGUAACAAAUGGCGAAUGCUACAACCAGCACGAUGAUAUAAAUUGAUAUUAAUGUCUCCGCGUGUUUGUUUCCAGCUUCAUCGCAUCCUUGUAACAUAGUUUGACUACGUCUCUUGUAAACAUACAUACUUUAAUGUGACACCUGUGGCUAUGUAAUUUCAAUUCGGCCCUUGGGACGCAUCCUCUUUGGAUUGCUCUUGGUCGAAAGAGAAUUCAAAACACUAUUUAGAGUGUUAUUUUUGAGCUUCUAUCUUAAAAACUGCAUCUCUUAUUAUGGUAUUUCCAUUUCUGGUCUGAUUGAGAACUAACCCCGAACUUCAGCGUGUGACAGGCGCGUGCGAGUAAAAACCCGAUAUUUUGAAAAAUUAAUAUUUCUACUGGCCGCAUUCAAACGAAAUUUUCUACACGAAAGCGCUUGAAUACAAGGAGUAUACUAUUUAACAGCUUUGACUUGUGGCGAAUUCCGAAGAGUUCAAGAGAUAUUCAAGUUUUUCUUGAUAUGAAAUAUUUGUUUGUUAAAAGUAAAAUUUAGGAUUGUUUUGCUUUGUGUAAUGUUAAAAAAUCUUAAUUACUUUUGACCAUCCACAAAGAUUGAAGCACUAGUCAGUGAGAUCAAUCAAUCGUGCAUUAACAUUAUGAUUUUAUUUUCAAAAAGGCGUAUGUUAUUUAGCUUUCUCAUCAUUAGAUAUUCAUAGCAUUUCGGCCAAUGAUAUGGUGGAAUUUACAUCACGUGUAUCUAUCUGGAUAUCCCGUCUAGACCUGAGGCCGGUUGUUCAAAGCCCAAUUAGCGCUAACCCUGUGUUGAAUUUUAAUCUGCUGUUUUUGUUAAUGUAUUUCUGCAUGAUCAUUCUUUGCAAAACUUAGAAAAUAAAACCUCUAUUGAACCAGAAAAGAUUUCUGGGAAAAGAUAAUCAACUUGAUUGACGAGUUUUUGGAAAAUUUAAUUUGUAGAUUUGUGUUAACCCAGGGUUAGGCUAACCGGCUUUUGAACAACCGGCCCCAGGACUUUAAUUACUUAAGUGGGAAGGGCUUUGAACAUUAGGGAAAUUGAGGGGUAAACAAAAUAUUAUGCAAACAUAUUUAAUUGCUAAGUUUAGAAUUAAUUCUAAAUACAGCAAGCUGUAUUUAGAAUUUUUUUCUAACUGUACUUUAGAUCUAAUACUUUUUCUCAACGUUUGGAAACUACAUAAAUAUAUGAAAAGGAAAAUUACGAUUUUUUACUAUCAUAAUAAUUAGGGCUUUAAACACUACAGCAAUAACAACUUACCAGUAAUGUUUACCGUAUAAUAUAUUCACUUCGCGCCUCUUCCAUUUUCCACCAGAUAGCGGCUUAUCGCACACACAAUCUGACAUAUAUAUAGUUUUUUCGGGGUACGGAUCUCCAUCCUUGUCAGCGAGUAACGUGAAGGUCAGGCCCUAAUCACAGAAUAGGGCCUGACACAAAACCUGUCUAAACUGUGGGAUUCCCGUCCUUCUGGUGGGCGGGAAAUCUGAUUGGUUGAUCAGCAUCAUGAAAGAUUUUUAUUGGCUGCAAGUUCACAUAAACAACAGUUUUAAAAAUAGCUCGGUCAAGGGCUCAAGGCAACAAUUAAUAUAAAGGUCAAAACGCACGUAACAAAUUCCAUUAUCGAUUUCUUCGAAUUUCUUUUCUUUUAUGCUUUAUGGCAGAAAAUAAAUCAGACAAACAGUAUUGUUAAAUAGAGAAUAAUACAUGGGUGCGUGGAAAUACCAGCUUUAUUUCGAGUGUUGAACAUAUCAUGUUCAACACGAGAAAUAAAUCUGGUAUUUCCAAGCACCCAUGUAUUUUUCUGUUUAUUAUAAAAAAAAAUUCAGUGAAAAACAAUAAAACGUCCGUGGCAAUGCGUUUUACAACAUGUGAUAUUUUCACACGUAAAAUAUCGUAUUUUUUUACGUGUGUUUAAAUACGAUUUUUCUCAGUGGCCAAAAAAUCCAUAUAACACUUAUGUUUAUAUAAUAAAGGGCUUUAUCAAAAUCCUUGACGUAAUAUAUGAACAACGAGAGCGAGUAUUUCACCGGGAUAUAGUCGAGGACCUGUAUAUGAGUUUGUAUGCAUUUCAUUUAGGACAGAUAAUCUCAACUGUUUUAGGGCAAGUUGACCAUGACGGUCAACAUGGUAACGCUGCCCGAACCCCAAUCCGGGACGAAACGUCCGAAACUGACCACACCCAAAAACGACGCUUUUGCCAUACUGCUAUCUAUCAAACCAUAAAAGUUUUGGCUAUUCUGAGGUGCUUAUAUGGUUCAGAGAUGGUACUUUUGGGGUGGUCAUUGGUAAGUGUGAAAUGCCUAGCACUAAUAUUUCACAAGAAAAUGACCAUGCAAUAAUCAUAGUUAAACGUCAAUUUGUGGCUUACAACUUCAGAUAAACAGCAGUGGACUUACAUUACCUUUUUCCCUAAAUCUUUUUGAUAGAAACAUAAUUGGUACUUAUUUAAAUAUAUUAUCACUGGUUUGGUGUAAAUAGUUAAUAUUUUCUGACCGAAAUAAUAAUUUGAAAUGUGCCUACCUCCUGCAAAUGGACGUAUUUGGCCAAAUUCUCCACUUUACUCCGCUGUUUAUCGGCGAUCUCGUCGACAUCCUACAAAAAUGUAAAUCAUCUCAGACAUAAUGGUAUCAAGAACAUUUUAAGCAAGUUCAACUUGGUUUCAAGUAGAUCAUACCUGUUUAACCAUCGACAAGGUAAAUCCCCAACUUUGUCCAAAUUCGACGCCAUUUUGUCAUCCCAUGUCGGUUUUCAACAAUUAGGCCUUGUUACUCUUCCAUUCACGCCAUAUCCAUUGCACAAAUAACAAAUUUAACCCUUUGUUAAGGGUAUUAAAAUAAAAAUACAAAUGAAAUAUGCGAAAUGCAGCAUUUUAUUACCCGGUAAAAUGUUGCUUACGAGUCCUUCAAAACAUUUCGUACAAAUCUCGCGUGGUUUAGCAACAGGGACGUGACAGGGGGUAGAGACUUGAAAAAUGAAAGCAAAGCCCCACACAGUAUCGUAAAACCAUUAAACCAACAAUCAGCAUUUAAUUUGUAUGACUUGUUCAUAUUAAUAAAUAAUAAUAUGUAUAUAUUUGUCGCUACAAGAAAUAAAACAAACGUUUGUAUGAUUGUCUUUAGCUUUUAGUCUAUUUCACGCAGCCUUCUUCUAUCUUCGUGAAAUAAUUCAACCCCCCCUGUCACGUCCCUGUUACUUUGUCACGCGAGAUUUGUACGGAAUGUUUUGAAAGACUCGUGAGCAAGAUCUUACAGGGUGAUAAAAUGCUGCAUUUCGCAUAUUUCAUUUGUAUUUUUAUUUUAAUACCCUUAACAAAGGGUUAAAUUUGUUAUUUGUGCAAUGGAAAUGGCUUGGAUGGAAGAGUAACAAGGCUGAAUUGUUAACAAGCGACAUGGGAUGACAAAAUGGCGCCGAAUUUGGACAAAGUUGUGGAUUUCCCUUGUCGAUGGUUAAACAGGUAUGAUCUACUUGAAACCAAGUUGAAACUUGUUUAAAAUGUUCUUGAUACCAUUAUGUCUGAGAUGAUUUACAUUUUUUGUAGGAUGUCGACGAGAUCGCCGAUAAACAGCGGAGUAAAGUGGAGAACUUGGCCAAAUACGUCCAUUUGCAGGAGGUAGGCACAUUUCAAAUUAUUAUUUCGGUCAGAAAAUAUUAACUAUUUUACACCAAAUCAGUGAUAAUAUAUUUAAAUAAGUACCAAUUAUGUUUCUAUCAAAAAGAUUUAGGGAAAAAGGUAAUGUAAGUCCACUGCUGUUUAUCUGAAGUUGCAAGCCACAAAUUGACGUUUAACUAUGAUUAUUGCAUGGUCAUUUUCUUGUGAAAUAUUAGUGCUAGGCAUUUCACACUUACCAAUGACCACCCCAAAAGUACCAUCUCUGAACCAUAUAAGCACCUCAGAAUAGCCAAAGCUUUUAUGGUUUGGUAGAUAGCAGUAUGGCGAAAGCGUCGUUUUUGGGUGUGGUCAGUUUCGGACGUUUCGUCCCGGAUUGGGGUUCGGGCAGCGUUACCAUGUUGACCGUCAUGGUCAACUUGCCCUAAAACAGUUGAGAUUAUCUGUCCUAAAUGAAAUGCAUACAAACUCAUAUACAGGUCCUAGACUAAUAUCCAAACACGAGAAAACAAUGCAUGAAAACACGAGCACGAAGCGCGAGUGUUUUCAUACAUUGUAUUCGAGUGUUUGGAUAUCCCGGUGAGACACGAACUCGAGUUGUUUAUAUGGCUUCUCAAAUGAAUCGAUACGUAACACUGAGAAUGUUUUCGGUUGCUGAUUUGAAUAGAAUGCUUAACCAAGCAUGAUGUACUUAGGAAUUCUAUUCAAGUAAUUUUGCAUGCAUAAUUAAGAUAUUUGAUGAAAACACUAGUGACUUUCAUCAAGUAUCCAAAAGGCACCUUGUGAUCAAAUAGGUGAUUAUCAUUGGCUGAAUUGCUCAUGAAUUAUUAAUGAAUUUGAGAAGAAUUUUGGACACACGACGCUGAAAGAACAGCCAAACUAGUCAUGUAUUCGAAAUCUUGUUGUUGACAAUCAAGAUGUUCUGCCAACUGGUUUCGCCGGCAAAAGUCUUAUUUUUAAUAUCAGGUCCUACCGGCGUUGUUUUCUGAGCUACAUCGCCUUCUUCAUGGUACGAUUGAGAAUUUAAUUUGUUGCUGUUGUUAGCCCGUUAGAGUAUAUCCGCGUCCAGCAAGUUGAGACCUUGAGAAAGUUUGGCAGUCAAGCCCUGCACAGAACUGACUAAUUAAAUAUUUGCUUGCUGUUCGGUUAAAUAGAGAAACUGACCCUUAAUUAUAUAAAAGUACCUUGAAUUUUUAAGUUUAAUUAAAAAGCCAAAUGCACAUUCUGCGAACUUGUUCAUGAGAAUAUAUGAGAGUAUAAAUUUUUUGUGUAACAAAAUCUACAACACUUGUCAAUCAUAUUGCAUGCUGUGUCUGAAAUUAACAUGUGGGCGUCCCACGAUCUAGACAGGUUUUGUGUCAAGCCCUAUUUAAAAUUAGGGCCUGAACUUCAGGUUAGUCAGCGAGUGGCUUUCUUUACAUUUUAAUUUCAAUACUGUGCUCAACACUUUCCGGUUCUCAAAAACGCUUUUCUUAUAAGAAGAUGCCAUGCUCUUACGCUAUUCAUAACGAAAACGAACUGAAUGCUUCGUUAUACUUCAUGAAAACUUUCAAGCGAAUGUAAUCGUUAAUACGUACCACGCUCACUUUUUUGAAUAUCUAAUAAUUUUAUGCCUCAUUGCUAUGAAUAUCUAAUGAUGUGUGAUAAGCAAUUUCAAAUCCUCGUUACUGUUUUAAACUUGGCUUCCAAAUCCUCAGUGCCAUGAAUAAUGCUCGGCUGCGCCUCGCCAUUGUUCAUGGCACUUGUAUUUAGAAACCACGUCUAAAACACUAACUCGGAUUUGAAAUAUUACUAAAAAUCACCUGUUGUUUCGAUGUUUACACUUUGUCCCACUUUGCGAUGCAAAUCGUGCAGAGGCUUCGCGCCUUUCCUUGCCUUCGCCCUUUUCCGCCUGUUCCAAGAUCCGCCAUGUAAAGUGUAGUGAAAUGUAUCUCAAUAUUAAUCGUACUAAAUCAUGGCCAACGGAAGCCUUUGCGGAGGUGAUGGACCGAACAGGAGUCGGAGGAAAGAGGCUCGAGCAACCGCACAGUAGGAGAGUCAACUUUUAUAUAGCAGGACUCAAGAGUAACGAAGAAUUCAAGAUCGAAGCACACGAGAUCGACAAGACCAGUCUAAAUGUUCCUGACUUGGACCGAAAUUUAUAUUUGCUCAAUUCAUUCUCUCACCUCCAAGGUAUCCAGUUUGAUCAUAUUGCGGGUCCAGUUAAUCUCAUCCUAGGAGUCCACUACACUCAUCUACAUGCAGAAGAAGAAACACGUCGUGGUGACGCCUUUCAACCAGUGACUAAGAAAACUAAGCUCGGGAGUUAUGUAAUUGGGGUAAACGAAGAGUCUGGAACUCCCGAAGUUUAUUCAAUACAUCUCGUCCAAAUAAUCGACUUGGAGAAAUUCUAUGAAUUCGAAACACUUGGAGUCCAAGCUCCCAAUCGUCAAUGCUCUACCUUACGUCUGUCUCCUGACGAUAAGCGAGCAAUAGAACCAAUGGAAAAGUUAUGUAAGCUCGAAAACAACCGUUACAUCAUUUGUCUCCCGUGGAAAAGGGAUAAAACUUUGCUACCCAAUAAUCGUUCGUUAGUAGAGAGCCGACUUCAAUCGUUGGAAAAGAGUUUAAGUAAAAAUGAAGAAAAGGCGAAAAUGUAUGACGACGUUAUUAUCCAAUAUCAAGCCAACACCUGGGCGAUUCCGUUGAGUGAAGAAGAUCUGAAAGUCGAAAGGAAACCCGUGUAUUAUUUGCCCCACCAUGGGGUUUACCGUCCUGACAAGAAAAGCGCCCCAGUAUGA